CCAUUCCAUUCCAAUUUCUUGGAUUUUUUACAUACGAAACACUCUUGUUUCUUUGCCUUUUUCCAUGGUUCCCGAUUUCUUUGCGUGUUUCCUGGUUUUUUUCCCACUGUGAGUCGAUAGAAAGCGUUCUUUGAUACGACAAAAGCCAUCCUUGACCACAAUGAAGCACACCUAAUGCAAAACAUUUCUCCAUUACCCAACGAAAAGACAGACUGGCAAAAUGAAAAUAACGAAAUAGAAAAACUGACGUCGCAAGCUCCCAGAGACAGCUAUAAAUGCGCAACCUUCUCCAAUCCGGGGAAAUCGCUCUGUCAACUGAACUACUGAGGAUUUGAUGAUACACAACUCAGAAGACUUCCCGGAAGAUAAGAACUUGCUACUUGGAUCUGACUGUGCACGGCCGGUGGUGAACCUCAAACAUUUGCGACUAAAAGUUAAAAGUUUUUGUCUUAAUUCAUUGAAAUUAGGGUAACAAUUUGUUGAGUACGUUAAGUCGCAUUUGAUCUCAAUAACCUAUUGUUUGAUUUUGAUAUUUGCUUCUUGAUUGUAAAAAUGACCUUCCAAAUUUUGCUUGUGCAUCGCGAAAAUUUAUGCUAUUCGCUCGCAAAGUUAUCAAAAUUAAUGAGGCCUAAUAUACUGUUAUCAAUGUAAUAAAAGUAUUUGGAGACCGUUUUAGAUUAGGAUAGAAUCGAAAGCCGGAUUUUGCAAAAACAGAGAAAAGAGCGGCCAUCUGUUACAAACGAAACCCUAACUUCCUCAUCUGAGAAAUGUCGUCUACCAUCGUUUUAGUUUUUUCCCUGUGAUCCAACUUCACACGCCAAAUCUUAUCGACCCUGUCUCCGACCAAUCCAAUCUUUCUUUAAUUCUCCGGCUGGGCAAUGAUAUGUAAGAUUUUGUUGUGUAUCUACUGAAAUUAUUUUUUGUACAAAUUCUUUCUAUUUUUUUUCUAUUUCAAGUUAACUGCAAAAAUCGUAAAUCGAUUUCUAGAUGACUUUUUCAACUUGGUGGAUAGUGGAACGAAUAAUAUAUUCAAAAUGGGCAUUAGAGCCCUAAAAGUUUGUAGGCCACUGAUCUAAAUGAUGUCAGCGUUUUGUAGCACCCAUGUAUCAUAAUAUAUUUUUCAUUUAAAAUGAAAUUCUGUGGCAUCAGUCGUUUUUUUUUUGGCACACUUCAAUGUAGCACCAAAACUUCGCACAUUAAGUUUCCUGCGAUUAUAUUCUCUAAGAUAACCGUUAACGGAUAAACUAAAGUACGACUUGCUAGUCAACUGAACCGAUAAUAUCGAAGACGAUGGACUCUACUUCUUGUGAAAACCAAAGCAAGUUUUGUUAUCGCAAAGUUUUGCUUCGGGAAGCAUUUUGGAAGUUCAACCUGAAUCUUCUGGAAAGCGGCGAAAAUAAUUAUCCCACGUUCCUAGCUUGAUUCUGAAAGCGUAUUUCAACAUAACUUACAUCCAACUUUUGAAAAACAUUUGCAUUCAAAACAGAAUAGAUUCUUGUCAAGUUUUCUCCGCAAGGACCGUUGCCUGCUUUUCACCGCCGCCGUUCUUAUUGAUGCCAGUUUGUCGGAUCUCCGACCCGCUAAUUUUAAUGUCCUGUCCCAUCAUCUCUUACCCUUCAACUGGGUUUGAAAAUGAAGUUGCAAACUUACAGCCCGAAACUUGUUCGACUGCCAAACCGCAAAACUUUUCAACCUCAUGACAGCACCCUCCUCAACCAGCCGAAAAGCGCAGUUUCCAACUACAAUUUUCUACUACAUACAGAUUUUCAUUCCGGCUCCGUUCGACAAACACUCAUUAUCUUGACCAAACAAGACAGCUGAAAAUUGUGAACAAUAUAGAGCAAGCUAAGUGUAGUAAAAGUUCUACAACUGUGUCGCAAAGUGACUGGGUCUAGGGAAUAAUAAAAGUUCUAAAACUUGUCGCAAAGUUACUGGAUCUGGGGGAAAGCCGAAUGACGAAUACUGAACUGUAGUGUAUUAAACGCGUGAGUAACCAAGCGUCUCCACCGGCAAAGACAUGUGCAACCGUACCGUGAAUCCUUUCAAUUACUACGUUCUCAUAUUAUCGCCUGAUGAUAGCAAAACCACUAGCAAAUCUGAUUUAAAUCCGACAAAUCCCUGUGGAACCUAUUACUGCAUAGCACCGCAUUCUGCGAAAUCUCCUUCCUUCAGUUUACACCGAAUCAAAUUCCCAGCUAAUUUUUGCUCUACUCUAUUUCACGUGGUUCGUCCUUGUGCCAUUUUGCGCCGCGAACAUGGCAUUUAGGUUCUGAACCCGCUGGAUGCCGUCUGCAACAUGCCCCGACCGGAUGCGAUUUGUGUGAGCAAUCUACGAAGUGCAAGCCGAGCGGACAAAGCCGUCCUCACCGAGCGGCCAGAUGUGAAAAUUUUCCUACCGUUCCGAUUCUACUUCUACCGGGUGGAAGAGCUGUUCGCUCCCAACACGUACAACAAAUUUUUAGUUGCUCCGGGUGGUGACCAUUUAAUUUCUCUGAUUGAUGAGAUUUCCUACGUGUCACCGCCAUCUCCGAUGCUUUCCCAGAUCGAAGACAUCCCACCAGAACAGUUCUGCAACGGUGAUAAUCGGCCACCAGAUUGCGGUCCAAACUGCAUGUGCACCCACACAAUCGAUAUCCCACUGAACGCGAUCGUCGAAGUUGUGCUUGUAGAUGAAGUCCAACAAGACAACCUGAGCCAUCCGUUCCAUCUGCACGGUCACUACUUCAGCGUCAUCGGAAUGGGACGUUCGCCCGAUACCACCGUGAAAAAGAUCAAUCUACGCCACGCCCUAGAUCUCGAUCGACGCGGUCUACUGAAUCGACAGUUCAAUCUGCCCCCACUCAAGGAUACCAUUGCUGUCCCGAACAAUGGAUACGUCGUUUUGCGGUUUAGAGCCAACAAUCCCGGCUAUUGGUUGUUCCAUUGUCACUUCCAGUUCCACAUAGUGAUCGGCAUGAAUCUGGUCAUACACAUAGGCACGCAGGCCGAUUUACCUCCGGUGCCACCAAACUUCCCCCGGUGCGGAAACCACAUACCACCGAUUCGGCUCAACUGAACAUCGCAAUCGCUGCACAGCGGUCGGCACCAAGUAGAACGUAAAGAAAUACAGGAUUUAAGUUUUGUCGAACUAUUAUUUACAUAGUUUGAAACUUCAAAAAAAAAACAACAACAACAACGAGAACCUUCCGUGCAAGUGUGUUGAUACGUAAGCGCUUCUUAGUCGUAAUUUAGACAAUUUUGUAUCUGUUGUACUUCUUUUGGGUUGCUUUCAACUGUUGACCAUUUUAUCGUAUUAGUAUCUGUUGUAAACUAGUUGUAUAUGUUUAAUUAAGUUAUGUAAAUCCAGUCCAGUAAUUACAGUCAGUCAGUCAGUCAGUUCUUGAAUCAACAUUAUCAUUUGUUCAUUUUUUGUCAAAACGGAUGCUCUUCUCACUGAUAUUAAUUCUGAUAAGUCGAUAGAAACAUGAUCGAUAAGUUGACAUCAAAAGAAAAAGCUUAGAUAAUCUGUGUGUUAGACUGAACGUACCAAAAUCUUGAAUAUACUUCAAGAAAAAUUGAUACGAAACCAAAUUUGUGCUUUGGUUUUCUGAAUACGAAGGCUUCCAAAACUAUUUAUUUUCAUUUUGUUUAAAACAAACAAAAUAGGAGAAAGAAUAUCAUUACUUUCAAUUACACUUUUCAAAACGUUUUUCACCGCAUAACCUCAAAUUCUCUAGGAGUCAAAAUUACAUCAACAAAAUUAAACGAAAUUUAAGUUUUGCGCAAGAAAUCCGCCAAAACAUCCGGUUUACGUGUAUUUAAACUUUUGACAUAUAGUAAAUGACCUUUAAUCAAAUUAAGUGUUUUUUUUUUGUUACCUUGUCUUCCGGUGAAACCCUGAGAUGUCAGGUAAAAAUUUCAAAUAUCUCCUAACAGGGUUGAAAAAGUCUGUGAACUCGAAACAAUGUCUGCAGACUCAAGUUCUUUAUAAACAAUGGAGCACAAAAUUGUUUCAGAGAGCAAAAGAAGCGACGAAUAUAAAAGUAUGUAAAAAUUUGACGAAUGUCACGUUUCUCAAAAGUCUGCAGCAAAAACAGCUUAUUUUAGAAAUCUGCAGAUUUGCAACCAAAUCUGUAGCCCUGGCAUCCCUGGCAUAACCUCACAAAAUGAACUCGAUAAACGUCGUUUGAUAGCUUUCAGUAGUUAUUCUUUUCAUUUUAUACCAAUUCAAAUGCGUUUAUUUUUUAGAAACGAGUUGUCAUCCCAAGCAGCCAAAAGUUCCACCCUAUCUGACAAAAUCCACUCAAAAACAACAACUUUAUCGCUGCUGAUAACCCCACACAAUUUGCCGAACGAGCCCCAUUUGACAUUUGUUGGUGAUUCGUUUACAUGUUCAUUUCAAGUAGAAUUUUUAUUGUCAAAGCUAACAUAAAUAUUUUUGACAAUUCAGUGUUUACAUUCUCGUAAGGCAUAUUGACUCAACAUUUGCCAGGAUAAAAUCCAAAUUUAGAUUCGUGUUAUUGAAAAUGCUAACAAACCAUGCUAGCUGUCGAACAUACGCUUUAUUUGGUUUUUCUACCGUCACUGCCAACCUCAAUCGGAUGAACACAUUUUGACACUACAGCUAAGCAGUACUGUUUGUAAAUAAUGUUUUUGACAGACGAAUGAAACCGUUAACGGUCCAUCUUGCCUGAAAAGAAUUUAAAAACAUUUGUUGACGAUUCGAUUCGGUUACAUACAUUCGAUACAUCUUUAAGUAUUAAAUAAAAGUGGCUAAUUGCGAAGUGUAAAGAUGUGUUCCUCGAAUUUUUUAAAGCUUGUUUGUAAAUAGUACUAUUGAACUGUCAAGAAUAAAUGAUUAUUCAUUUGUGACAUAAAUAUAAAAAAUCCCAUUCUUCACGAGUUCAUUUGUGACGUUGUUUUGAACAAAUGUAAUUAGGUUUUGCACGAUGACGACACAAAUGAACUGCCGAUGAAUCAAGUUCAUCGUUGACAGUUGCCGUGUACUUGAUUUGUUUUGCGAUUGCAAUUUAAAAAUUGAAAAAAUGACGAAAAAGUGCCUGUUAAAAACGUAUUCCACAGUGGAAAUAACUAAAAAGAUUGCCCUGUAUGUGUUUCCAGCAUCAAGGAGCGAUAUAUGUAUGAAUCUGUUGAGUGUGAGGCGACUUGCCAUUUUUACAUUCGAACAAUGAACUUCUGAUGAACUUUUAAACUGUAAACAAGUACACGUCGAUCGUCAAAAAAAGUUCAUUUUGUUCAUUUUUGUGAGGAUAUGUCAUGUUCGUUCAAAACCUAAUUAGAUUUUUUAUCGUGACGUCACAAAUGAACAAGCAUUCAACCUUGACAGUUCAGCGGUACUGUUUACAAACAAGCUUAAACAAAUAUCGAAGAACACGUCUUAAACAAUCAUCCUUACACUUUGCAACUAGUCACUUUUAUUUAAUAAAUCUCAGAAACAAACCGUAUCCAAUCGGGAGUUAGGUUUUUUACCGUCACUGCUAACAUCAAUCAGAUGAACACAUUUUGACAGUUCAGCAGUACUGUUUGUAAACAGAAAUUUCUUUUGUUUGUUUAUUGACAAAUUGGAUCAGACCAUUUACGGUCCGUAUCGCCUAAAUAAAGUUUUAAAACAUUUGUUCACAAUUGAAUACGGUUCGUUUUUGAUAUUUAAUAAAUAAAAGUGACUAGUUGCAAAGUGUAAUGAUGAUUGUUUUAGAUGUGCUCUUCGAUUUUUUUUAAGCUUGUUUGUAAACAGUACCGCUGAACUGUCAAGGAUGAAUACUUGUUCAUUUGUGUCGUCACGAUAAAAAACCUAAUAAAUAUUUUAAAACUCUAUUUAGGCGAUAUGUUCCGUAAAUGGUUUCAUCCAAAUUGCUAACAGACAAACAAAAAAAUCUCUGUUUACAAACAGUACUG
This is a messenger RNA of Malaya genurostris, 5895 nucleotides long. RefSeq lists its product as uncharacterized. The coding region runs from base 2297 to 3055 and encodes 252 amino acids. NCBI's taxonomy places the organism in Eukaryota, Metazoa, Arthropoda, Insecta, Diptera, Culicidae. The transcript has 4 exons. The record is from RefSeq and is a predicted model, not a curated record. Gene Ontology annotation, molecular function: copper ion binding; oxidoreductase activity. Gene Ontology annotation, biological process: iron ion transport. Gene Ontology annotation, cellular component: plasma membrane.